This is a messenger RNA of Phytomonas sp. EM1, 5520 nucleotides long. The record is from the annotation of a GenBank genome assembly. Lineage: Eukaryota; Euglenozoa; Kinetoplastea; Trypanosomatida; Trypanosomatidae.
AUGGAGGCACCUGGAUCCGACGACUUGCCCGGGGAUCCCGUAGAUAGGGUCGUGACUCCUGUACAACAGUCCAUUGGCUCCUCCUCUGUAUAUCACCAGCAAGGAGACAACGAUGUAAAGGAAGCUCAACAAAGAGCCCUGGAAGCUGUCGAAGCGUACCAUAACCAGAUAGCCACGAAGCUCGUAGGGCAGGCCCUUGAGGAUUCGGCAGUUCAGGUCUGCAAGGCCGUGCAAGAGCUCAUCGAAGCCCACAGCCGCGACAUGGACUACGCCUCCGAGAGAAAUAUGGAGCUACAUCGUCAAUUGGAACAAAGCAUAGGAGCUGUGGAGGAGCUCACGCGGCAGCUCAACGAGAUGAAGCGAAAUCCUUUCCCUUUUCACACGAUCGUGGAAGCCUGCGGUGGGAUCGAAAAAGCCUCCCAGCUCGCUGUAAGAACCGCUUUAGAGCAGCCCUGCCCAUCCGGUGGCGCGGAUGACGCACCUUCGCAAGAGGACCGCGCGCAGCCGAGCGGAGACCUUAUCGAAGCCAAAGAUAUGGCCCCGAUAGCGGCAGGAAUCGGACACCAAACUGUCAGUGAUGCCGAUAUCACGGCGGUGCUCGCACCCCAAACGACGCCAGAAGCAUUCCAUAGAGAAAAUUUAGAAGGGGGUGCGAAGGAUGAUGACAUGCAGCUGUCAGGAAAUGAACAAUUCAUGGUCAGUCUCCUGGCGAGCCACGCCAAGGCUCAAGCCGUAGUUCAGAUCCUCCGAGAUGACCGUGAGCACUGGAAAAAGAGUAUGGCGGAGCUCGAAAACGCGCUCCAAGGCGCCCUGGACGAAAACACUCAGUGCCGCGAGGAAUUGGACAUGUUGAAGCUGUCGGCGGUAUCACUAGAAGAAUACAAGAGCGCGGUUGAGGCGCGCGAUGCGGCCACGUAUGAGCUCGAGGUAAUGAAGCUCAAGGUUGCGGAACUGGAGGAGGAUCUUGAAAGGCUGCGUAGUCCGGAGGCGGCUGAGGAGGCGGCAUCUCGGGACGCCAACGCGGUUUCCUCUCAAGAGCUGCGAGACGUUCUAGCACGCCUCAUCGAAGAUGACCACGUUGUGGAUGAGAACAAGGAGCAAGGGUUGGAUGCGCCGCAUGAGGGGAUGUGGAAUCGCGCGCUGCGGGACCUAGAUGAACAAGCAAACUCUGCUGCCGAACACCGCGCCAUUCAGGAUCGUCGUGAAGAAGCCGAGCGCCGCCUCGAGCAGAUCACCGCAGAGAAUCGUAGGCUGGAGUCUACCGUUGAGGACCUUCAAAAAGUGAACGAGGCGCUGCGUCUCGAUGCACAGGCCUUGGUGUAUCGCAAUAGUGUGCUUUCCCAACAGGUUGCCUCACUUCUCGUCAAGGUCGAACAUUUGCGCAGAGAAUUGAAGCGCAGUGGAAAGGGGUUGAAACGAAGUGGUGAGGAUGGUGUCUUGUAUGCGAUGCCCAGUCAAGGGGGGAAUGUACGGCAGAAGAAUGCCGCCAAAUCCGCUGCGAUCGCCAGCGAGGUCCUCCAGCAACGCCUUAUGAUGGAGCGUUCAAGCUCCUUUACGGCGCUUCCCGGUUCUUAUUCGCAAUCCUCAGGCAGUUCGAUGGAAACUCCAACGUCCUCUUUCUCCUUUCGUCCAGAGAAAAUCAACGACCCUAACAGCCUGCUCCCCUCGUUCGCCUCUCAGAGCCCGUCCUCCUGCUUACCAGGAACGACGCGGAGCCGGGGGAUACCCAUGAGUAUCGACUAUGCCUCCUCUACAGAAGAGACGCCCGCCGCAGCCACGUCGUCAUUCUUGUUGGCAUCAUUGGACGUCCCGUUUCUGCCGUUUGCUGAAGGAUAUGAAGAAAGGGAGUCGAGGUUGCCGUUUGAUAAGCUUAGAGUGGAGCGGGGUUUACGGCGCACGCUUAACACCUUUUCGUCUCCCCCACCAAACUCAACUGGCAUGCCAAAGCAGCGCGUAACGCUACGGAACUUUGGAGGGGAAACAACCUUCUGGGGGAAGCCCCGUGCAGUGAGGCUUCCAGCGUGUGAUCAACUGAGUGGCGUGGCCUAUGGGCGACCUUCAAGCCACCUGCUCCUGGACCCACAUGAGGGCUCCUUUUCCCGGCAGGGUUCCAACGCCGAGCUCGCAUCCGUGCUACCACCAGGCCAACCCCUGAAGCUACCUGUGAACGAAGAAACCGAACAGAUGGAUCCAGCCUUUUCCGCGAUAGUCGUGUCGCCGAAGCGCACAAGUGCUGCUCGUGAACAUGGUGAUCUUAUCUCCACCCUAGCGCUGCUUGAUGCGGAUGAAGAGUUAGAUCGGUACUCCGUGAACACCGUCUCGGAGCUUGUGGUUCGCAAUCAGGAACUGCUAAAGGAGCUCUACAUCGCCACGCAGCGCGCCGAUGCGUUGGAGGCUCAACUGGGCCGCCUUCCAGCCCGCGCGGAGCCCCACCCUGUGGGGUCGAAGGCGGCGGCGACCGCUGACGAAGCACCCCAAUCCAUUGUGCAAAAGCCCGGCGAAUACGUUAGCAACCUCGCUUACAAGCGCGUUCGAUACGACGAGAACGCCGCGUUCCCUCACACGCGAAGUUCCCUUACCAGCCCUGGUGGUGAGGACCCCACGGUGACCCGCUAUGCGAUCUCCUCCUCACCGAGUGAGGCUAUCAGUGGGGAGGAAGUGGUGGAGGAGGAGACCCUCCGCACGACCCCGUCGGCGACUCCGGAUGAGGGCGGCAAAUCCCAUGAAAGUGCGAAUUCAUCCGACCCCGACUCCACGGACGCCCAUGCCCUAUCCGUGGGCAUUCAAAAUGCCGUUAUGAAGUUGAUCGAAACCGAACUGCACCACUACGACGCGCGCACGGCACGCCUGGAUGGGGGGCUCGCCGCGUCGUUGCUGCGGGUUCUCCACGCGAAGGACGCCACGGAGGCCGACCUCGACGCGCUCGAGGGCACCAAAGAAGACGAGAACGGUGGCCUCGCCGAGCAGGCGGUUUUUCAGCCACUGGUGGAGGUCUGCGCCUCACAAGCGGGGAUGAUUGCGCGGCAGGCUGUCGAGCUGGUGAGAGCGCGUCAGGAAGCCGAGGCGACCCUCCAGGGGGGUCUCUGGAGGACCUCCCAGCAGAUCCUGCAGCAGGCGGUGCAAGAACUGCGAGAGCUGCUUGGUGAGAUCGUGAAGAGUCGACCGAAGCCGCGUGAGGUGAGCCCGGCGCUGAGUGCUUCCGACCGCCGAAAGCGCCCCCGUGGGGCUGAUAUUGGUGAAGCUACGACCUCCUCCACGGGGUUGCCCCUGCUCACGAGUUUCGAUGAGGUUGCGCUAUUGGAACGCGUCGAGCAGCUGCUUCAGAUUGCGCUCGACAAGGAGGAUACGACUCUGCGGGCUUAUCAGGCCGCUCAGCGCCGCCAACGGCAUUUUAUCGCGAGCAAGGAGAAAAAGUUGCGGCAAUUAGCCGCGAAGGUCCAAAAUGCGUUACGUCAGCAGCAACUAAACGCCUCGGUAGGGGCGACGGGUGCUUCUUUGGUGCUUUCUCCUAACGGGCCGGCAAUCAGCUCCGCCAUUCCGCUCCCUAAAACUCUAACGGCCGGCGCUGGGGCUGCCAGUAGUAGAUCCCCCGUCGUGGCCCCCAGCUUGCCCUCCGCCAAGCUCGCCCCGGUGGAAGGACUCCCUGCGUCGACCGCGAUUGGCAGCGAAUCCUGCUAUGAUUUAGAAAUCCUCGAGCGGCAAGUUCGGGAUGCCCUCGCAGGAAGGAAGGAAGAGGGACCCCAUGGGUCACCACACGUCGUCGACGGGGUCGAAGAUGGCGUCGAGGACAUCUAUUUCGAUCAGGAUUCGGAUAUUGACGACACCACAUGCGGCUACCUACGGGAACAAUUGGCUAAAGCGCAGACCAAGCUCGUACGGCUCACCGAAGAGCUCAACAAGGAGAGGGAUGGGCACGUGGAAUUGAGCGCGCGCAUGUGGCAGUUGGAAGUCGAGCGUGAGGAUGCCCUGGCCGCUCGUAAAAGUCUAGAGGCUCGCAUCGAAUCGAUGUGGACACGCGAACAAUAUGAAGGCAUGAUCGCCGAACUUGACGCCGCGCGGGCCACCAUCGAAGACCGAGACGCGCAGCUUGCCAGUGCAAACCAAGAAAAAGAAAAUCUGCGUGCGGAGCUGAAUCACUACCAGGAACGUUAUAGUGCCUUUGUCGAGGAGAACCGAGCCACCGUGAAGGAACGUGAUCUCCGGUUAGCCAACCAAGAGCUCCAUAAUGCGCAACUGGUCCAAGAGUGCACGCAGCACAAGUCGCGAAUCGUGAACCUUGUGAAGGAGGCCGAAGCACGUGUGCAGGUCCUUGCCGAUAUGGAGAAGCACAACACCGAAUUAGAACAACAACUCAGCAAGGUUAAGCACAUCCUCCUCUCAGAAGAUCGCACGCAAGCGACUUUGUUGGGUUUAUACCCAGGCAAUGCGCUGGUCGAGGCCCACACGCAGCUUGUGCACGUCAUGCGGGAGGAGUGUGAAGGGCUUGAGGCUCGCAUGCGGGAUCUCCUCUCGCAGUUCGGCCAGACCAAAGCGGAACUCCUGAAGAAGGACACGGAGCUGCGCCAAGCGGUGCAGAAGUGUCAGGAAACGGAAAAUCGGCUCGAAGAGGCCCUAUACUUCAUCGCUCAGAAGGGGCUUGGGAUGCCGCACCACCUCGAAGGGGGAAGGGAGGACCUAUCCGCGCUGGACGACACGACUGCCGAUAAAAAGAGCGAGGAGGACGAGGAUGCAACGCCGUGGAUCACCUCCAAAAAGAAAAUACAGGAACUUCAAGCGUGUGUUGAGGUCCAAGAGCGCGAAAUAGAGCGGCUUCAAGGAAGUGAAGCGGCGUGGAAGCUCCGUGAGGAAGCGCUUCGAAUGCAGCUUGACGCCAUGAGCCGCGAUCCGAUGAGUGAGAUCGUCCGCCGGUAUGGUCUGAAGGCUGUUAAGGAUUUCGAGGCAAUGAUUGAAGAGAUGCAAGGGCGUGUGGUAGAGUUGCAGACGCAGGUUGACGUGCACACCGCCAAAGUGGUGGAAUUAGAGGCGACCUUGCGGCAGGCGGAAGACGGGCGCACAACCGCCGAGCUCCGCGUCGGGGAAUUGCAAAAGCGCAUUGAGGCGAUCACAGCGGAACGCGACGUGAUCCAGCGCGAGCGCCAGGAGCUGAAAGCCGCCCUGGAAACGCAAAAAAUGCGGUUGGAAGCGCAGGAUACCACGUUGUCGCAGCUCCGCACUGAGCUGUCAGAGCUGGAGUGCCGCAAUCGCAGCACGGAGGAGGAGCUCGAGCAAUGCGUAGCCGUGCGGGAUAAGUUUCACGGCGAUAAUUGCGCCCUCGUCGAGAAGGUUGACGAGCUUGUGCACGCGCUAGCGCAGGCGGAGGCUGAAAAGCGAGCCGCGAACGCCGCUGCGGCGCAAAGUGCCCGAGCUUCGAGAUUUAAUGGUCAGGGUAGAUCGCAUUAUCAUCCCCGAAUUGGGGCGGUUCAUACACUCCGGAUGCGCGCACACGAUUCAUUAGAAGCAGAUCCCAACAAAGGGAACUAG